AUGACCAAAGAGGAUUACGAUCAGAUAGAUCCGGAGGAGCUUCAGCUGAUAAACAUUAAGUGGGGUAUGGCUAGUCUAGUGAGGAGGGCACAGCGUUUUAUGGAAAUUACUGGUAGAAAUAGUCUUUCUAGACCUGAUCAGAAGCUAGGUUUUAACAAGUCUAAAGUAACCUGCUUCAAGUGCAAAGAAAGAGGCCAUUUCAAAAGAGAGUGCCCAAACAGAGAAGUGAAUAAUCAUCUGAAUCCGUUCACGAAUGACUAUUACAGGCAGGCAAUCUACCACAGGUCGAAUCAACAACCUGUAGUUCAAAGACCACAAAUCGAGAACAAACCAGAGAAAGCUCUCAUUGUGAACCAGGAUGACGAGAAAGUUGCUGAGGGAUUCAGCUGGGAUAAAUGCAUCCCUGGAAGUGAUGGACAGGCUAUGAUGGCUGAGAUAGUAGAAGAGCCAGAGAUUGUUGUGGAGCCUGAAGUGGUUGUUGAAGAUGCUUCUGUGGAUAGCAUGGCUAGUAUUGAGGAGUUAGCUGCAGAAGUUUAUUACUAUCAGUCUGAACAGAAGGUAUUAGCCAGUUUCUUUGAAGAACCGACAACUAGAUUAUGUCCACGAUUUGAGGAGAAGAAAGAGUCUGUCGAAGAAAUGAUCGAUGUGACAAAAGAAAUGACCGAAGACACUUUGAAGGAAAUUGCUGACAGGGCUCUCAUGGCAAAACUGAAAGAGGUAGACACAGAACUUGUGAAACCCGAGUCUGUCGGUACCGAGUCAGUUCAAAAGGAGUCGGAUCAGGAGUCAGGAAUUGAGGAGGUCAAAUCUGAGAAAGUGUCUGAGUCAGAGUCGAAAGAUAUCGGUAAACAGGAAGUGAAAACUGCUCAUGAAGUAGAGAUUGUUGAAAAAGUGAAUUCAAUGACUGAAACCCCAUGCCAAAAGUGUUUAAAACCUUGCAUGGAGUGUCUUGAAAAAGACGCUAAGUUUCUGGAAUUGAAACAACACGCUGACAUGUUAAAAUUUGAUCUAGAUGGGGUGGAAGCUGCAUUGAACCUCAAGCUGAGGACAAUUGAGGAUGAGUUGCCAGAGAGCAUUGAUGUUACAUUCUCUCCGCCCGACACAAGCAACGAGUCACAGGUCAUCAAGACUGUUGUCGACCAGGUGUUAGAUGAAGAGAGUGAUAACUCUGAGGUUGAAAUCAUGAAUUCUCAUUCUGGGAAGUCUGUGUGUGAUUCUGAAGACGAGGUUAACAACAAAGAGUUCUUUUCGAAACCGAAAAAGUCGUUUGUUACGUCACGUUUUAACAACUUGGGUAAGAAAGAGUGGGAAGGGAAUGGUAACAAGAAGAAAAAUGGUAACAACUUUAAAAACAAAGGAAUUAGUUUUGAGAAGAAGAUGGCUAAGAAGGUUGUUAAGCCAAAAGAUAAAAUGAAUGAUGUCUUUGUUGUUGGACCAAGUGUGGAUGAUGAGAAAGAUUACAUUUUUAGUCAGAAAGCCAUUGACGAUUUCAAUGCGGCAAAGAAACUAAAAGAAGAGUCGUUCAAAUCAACUUUUGUCGAGUAUGACAAAAGAGUUUACUAUCGCUGUAAUGAGAUCGGACACAUGGCAAAACAAUGCAAGAAAUUUUUGAAAAACCUGUCGUUAUAA
Helianthus annuus (common sunflower) is the source of this 1629-nucleotide messenger RNA. RefSeq lists its product as uncharacterized. The transcript is spliced from 4 exons. The coding region runs from base 1 to 1629 and encodes 542 amino acids. Gene Ontology annotation, molecular function: nucleic acid binding; zinc ion binding. The record is from RefSeq and is a predicted model, not a curated record. NCBI's taxonomy places the organism in Eukaryota, Viridiplantae, Streptophyta, Magnoliopsida, Asterales, Asteraceae.